AUGGCAAAAUUUGACUUGAUCGUUACCAAUGGGCAGGUGGUCACUGCCGCCGAUAUUAGUAAUUGCUGUAUUGGCAUCAAAGAUGGCAAGAUCCGAACGCUAGCAGAAAGCUUCACGGACGAUGAGUUGGAGGGCGCCCAAAUAAUCGAUGCCCAAGGCGCCUAUGUAAUGCCAGGCGGCAUUGAUGCCCAUGUGCAUCUUUCUCAAGAUCUGAAGACAGGAGCUCACGGUCUAGGGGGCGAAUGUGCCGAUAACUUUGAGACUGGUUCCAAGAGUGCCGCAGCAGGCGGAACCACGACGAUGAUUACUUUCGCAACUCAAAGUCGAGCAGAAGAAGACAAAAGUCUCAUUGGCGUUGUCAAAGCUUAUGAUGCGCGUGCUGAGGCAACAGGAAGCUAUAUUGAUUAUGGAUACCACAUAAUCAUCGUUCGGAAUGAUGCUGAUGUGUUGGAAGAGGAGAUUCCUAUUCUGAUGAAUGAUUGGGGCAUCAGCAGUUGCAAGGUCUUCUUGACUUAUGAACAACAGCGUAUGACGGACUCGCAACUUUUAGAUGUUAUGUUUGCAGCCAAGAAGAAUUCAAUGACUACGAUGGUCCACGCCGAGAACGGUGAUAUGAUUCAAUGGCUGACCGACAAGCUGGAGAAAAAGGGGAUGGUUGCUCCAUACUACCAUGCUCUAUCGCGCCCUCCUGGGGUUGAGGGUGAGGCUACCAACAGAGCAAUUGCUCUAGCACAACUGGUUCAAAACCCAAUCCUCUUCGUUCAUGUUGGAUCGGCACUUGGUGCCAGGAAUGUUCGCAAAGCGCAAACAAUGGGCCUCCCUAUUUAUGCGGAGACAUGCCCACAAUAUUUCCAUUUGACUUGGGAGGACCUGAAACGGUUCCAUUCUCCCACUUGUUUUGAAAACAGCAAGAUGAUUUGCUCGCCGCCACCACCUCCAGAUACAACAGAUCAAGAGGAACUAUUUGUGGGUCUUGAAAACGGAACUUUCACCAUCUACUCAUCGGAUCACUGCCCCUUCCGAUACGACGAUCCAAGAGGUAAACCAGCAGGUGUGCUCGAACACGCCGAGAGCAUGGAAGGCGAGCAUCACUGCACAGGUGAUGAGUUGCAGAGUCUUCUUAAACGCAAACAAGGCUCGUUCCGCUUGAUUCCUAAUGGUAUUCCCGGCAUCGAGACUCGAUUGCCACUUCUUCAUACUGGAGCAUUAGCCACUGGUCGAAUCACUCCUCAGAAGUUUGUGGAGCUGACAUCUACCAACCCGGCAAAAUUGUAUGGACUUUAUCCCAGAAAGGGUGCAAUUAUGCCUGGUUCCGAUGCCGACUUGGUCAUCUGGCAUCCAGAAGGUUCCUUUGAGGGAUUCGAGCUGACAAACUCUAUGCUUCACCAUAACGCUGACUAUACUCCUUUUGAGGGAAUGAAGUUCUGCAACUGGCCUCGGUAUACUAUCUUACGAGGUCAAGUCAUUUGGGCCGAUGGCAAGAUCCAAGGCAAGCCGAGGGAUGGCCAGUAUUUGAAGCGUGGUCCCAGUAAACUGGUACGGGGAGCUUCUAAAGCGACUCAAGAUCCUCGACACGUCGCAACAUGGCUUUAUGAGUAA
This is a messenger RNA of Penicillium odoratum, 1599 nucleotides long. RefSeq lists its product as uncharacterized. Gene Ontology annotation, cellular component: cytoplasm. Gene Ontology annotation, molecular function: hydrolase activity, acting on carbon-nitrogen (but not peptide) bonds. The transcript has 12 exons. NCBI's taxonomy places the organism in Eukaryota, Fungi, Ascomycota, Eurotiomycetes, Eurotiales, Aspergillaceae. The record is from RefSeq and is a predicted model, not a curated record. Bases 1 to 1599 code for a protein of 532 amino acids.